UCACUAUUCGCUCAGCAUGAGGUCUGAAACUUGUUUUUUGAUCAUUGUUUCUCCCUCCUCGGGGGGGAAAAAAGGACCCAAAGAGGAGGGAGAUGGGGAGACCGAGAGCAGCCAAAUCAAAGAGGGUGGGAAGAGGAGCACACAGCCAUGUUGAAGGAAUAUGAAGAAAACACACUAUUUCCAAAUAACAAGUAGGACAGGUCACAUGUUGAGUGUUUGGGGGGUGCCACAGUAGGGAGUUCACAGUGUAUGGAUGGUACGGUGGGGCUGCAGUAAAGGGUUCUUGCAUCCAGGAAGCAUUGACUGAAGAUGCGGGUCAGUGCUUGGCUUCUCUGGACGUCCUGGUUCUACACCUGGGCAGAGUACCCGCACAGGUGCCAGUGCCAAGACAUCUGUCCGACAGAGCUAGGACUGGACAAGGGCUCAAGUCGCCGGGUCAAGGAGCAUGCUCGUCACAGACACCAGCACACGCCUCACAGGAGCAGGCCGCACCGCAGGAAAGGUUCCAGAGUCCGUGCAGAGGAGACGCCGCCCCGCAUCGUCCACCACCCCACUGACGUGGUGGUGAAAGUCGGGAGUCCUGCCACGCUCUACUGCCGGGCGGAUGGCGGCUCCAAGCUGACCUUCGAGUGGCUGCGAAAUGGCCAGCCUCUGGAGAUGGCAAAGGGAGAUGGAGAGCUGCAGCCCAUGGUUUUGCCAGAGGGGAGCCUCUUCUUCGUGAGUGUGGGAGGGGGCAGGCGAGGUCAGUCACACGAGGGUGUCUACGCCUGCGUGGCCAGGAACAGUGUGGGCAAGGCCACCAGCCGCAAUGCGUCGCUGUAUAUCGCAGCGUUGCAGGAGGAGUUCAGUGUGCAGCCCAGUGAUGUGGAGGUGGCAGAGGGGGAUGUGGCUGUCUUAAACUGUGGCCCCCCAGUGGGACACCCUGAACCUAAUGUCAUGUGGAAGAAGGACGGCCUGCCUAUCAACAACACUGAUCACCACUACACUGAGCUGAGUGGGAAGCUUAUCAUUGCUCCUGCAGAGAAGAACCACUCUGGUGCUUAUGUGUGUGUGGCCAGCAACACUAUGGGAGUGAGAGAGAGCAGGGCGGCCCGGCUGUCUGUGCUGGCUAAACCUGUGUUGGUGCUGAAGCCAGAAAACGUGUCUGUGAGAAUGGGGGAGUCUGCCCAGUUCUACUGCCAAGCUAAAGGUGACCCCCCACCGGCUGUGGUCUGGAGCAGAGAGCAGGGGCCUCUGCCCAACGGCAGGUAUCUUGUAAACCCAGACCAGACUCUCCAGAUCCAUUAUGUAACAGCCCAGGAUGCUGGGAAGUACACCUGCACUGCUGUCAAUGAUGCAGGUGUGGUCACUGCCAGCGCACAGCUGCUUGUUGAAGUUGUGUUUCCAGAGGCUGCCAGCACUAAACAGAAAGACCUCCACAAAGAGCUGUCAGCCCUGCGAGUUGCUCUAGAAAAUGUCACCAUUGUGGCCCCUGGGUCGAACAUAUCUCAAGUACAAUGGAAGCUCCAGUCCCUCCCAGCCCAGCCUCAUUACCUCAAUGGCUUCGAGGUUCUCUAUCGCUCCCUGCUGCCUGCCAGCUCGGACUGGGCAGCGAAGAAGGUGUCGCUGCCCAGCUUCCAGACUCAUGUGGGCCCCUUAAAGAGAGGCUACAAGUAUGAGUUCAAAGUUCGUCCCUAUGGUGGCAACUUGUACGGGAGGGAGAGCAACACCCGGCACCUCAGAGUCCCUGAGACGGUGCCAAGUGCCUCCCCGCUGACUGUGUCCAUAACAGUGAGCCACGAGCAGAAUAACACCAUCCAUUUGAGCUGGGAGCCUCCUCCUCAUGAAACCCACAAUGGUAUCAUACAGGGUUACCAGGUGUGGUGUGUGGAGUCUGAGGAGCACCAGUACCAGAACUGGACAGUGGAUAGUGGCCAACACAACCUCGACAUCUCUGCCCUCAAACCAGGGAAACGAUAUUGGAUCACCGUAGCAGCCAUAAAUGGAGCUGGAGUAGGAGUGCUGAGUGACCCCCAUGGAUUUGUCAUCAACCCACAAAUAGGCGUUCCCCCAGAAUCAGACAGCCAAAGACGGGGUCUGUCCCAGGUCCUUGCCCUGCUUCAGGACCCAGUGUUUAUCGGCAGCAUUGGUGCCCUCUUGUGGUGCGGUUUGAUAGUUGCAGCUGUCUGCCUCUUCAGACGCCACAGCAGGACAGGCCACCUGAUACCAGGACAUGGCAGGGCUAAAGGUUUGCACAGACUAGCCAGUGAAGAUCUCAUCAUAAAACACAGGAUGGCAGCUCCAGACUCCCCGUGGAUGUCCGGAGGGUGGAGGCCUGCCUUCAGCCAGAAGUAUCAGGACUUAUGGGCCCAAGGUCAGAAACAUCCAGGGAUCAGGAGCACCAGCCUCCCAGUGUCAUCCAAGAUGGAUCCCUGUUGCCUGGACUCAGCCGUGCCCAUUGUGACCGACAGCUGUGGCGUCUACGGCACUUUUUACGUGGACCUGAUGGGUAAUGGCCUCAAGACCUUUAACAGUCCUGGGCGUUGCCCUAAAAUGCCUCACGGCUUGCUCCAGCAGCAAGGAACUGAGACCAUCCAGAUAUUUUCUCAGCCUAUUGCAAAGUCCUCGUCCCUUGGUAGCCAGGAGGCGCUGCAUUGGAAACAGGCCAUACGCCCCCAGCCCAAGAUGGGUGUGCUGAGGGAGUCAUGGGAAAAGAACCACAGCAAGCAAGAGUUGCAUGCAGUGAACAGCGUCCCCAUAGUGCCAACCAGGAACCAGGCUUGUCCAUCCAGUAUCUACAAACAGAGACUCAGUCACAUACCAUCAGGCCGGCAUGGUGGACUUCCAGAGUGUAGUAAAGUUGCUGGCUGUCCUCGCCUGCUGCAUUACUCUGCAUCGUUACACCUAGUGGACAUGCUGCCUCCACCCCCACCAAUACCCAUAGAAGACACCACGGACACACACAGCUUCACCUCAGAUGAAGGCUCCAGUCGUUCUACAAAGCUAACAGUGGACAUGGGCUCCCUCCAGUCAGUGUGUGCUGCAUCAGGCCACCGUGGGCCACCAGGACCCACCAACAACAACAGCUGCUCCACCUACAGCCACCUGUCUACAGCAUCAUAUUCCAUGUCAAUGGAUGACGAACAGGGUGGCACACUGACAGCAGAGGAAGCCACCCAGUAUCUGGAGCUCAGCCCUAAACCUGAGAGAUACAGCAGUGCCCUGCCUGAGCCACGUCCCUCCCUGACCCACUCCUUCUCCCCCAGCCUGGGCUACAUCUGUGGGCCAGUCCGCUCUGCUCAGCUGGAGGAUGACCCUGCCACCGAUGAGCCCGAGGCACCCCCGAUUGGCCUGCGACGUGCCCGCCUCCAGAGCACGCCUUCUUCCUGCUACAGUGAGUGGGACAGCUCACUGUGGAACACCUGGAGCUCAGUCACAGACGGCAACAUGGCCAGCGCGCGCACCAGCCUCAUCAGCUCGGUGGACAGCUGCUACACUAACGACAGCACCAACUUCGCCCGCUUGCUUGCUGUGGCAGCGGAGACCAUGAGUGGAGCCUCCUUGUCAGACUUCUCUCCGCCAGCCUCCCCCCUCAGCGCCUUGUAUCCGUCGUUUGGCGCAGGAGGGGACUCGUUCGGGGACUUGGAGCCGGUUCCCUCGUGGGACUGGAGCAUGGCCUGGAUGGAGGAAAUGGAGGCUCAGUACAGAGCGCACUAUCCUGGCAGAAACAGCAGACCCUUUGACACUUAGGGACUCUGCCAGAAGAGUAAAAGAGAGCUUGAGAAACAGCCCGCAGCAAUGCCAGAACUGCAGGACAAGAAGAGGGGACAGACAUGGCGCUUUCAUGUCCUUGAGAGUGCUAGAAACUGUUUUGAGGCCUGAAUAAUUCAAGGUUCAACGCAUCCCAGUAAAGAAUAGAUAAAUAUCUGGAUUUUAAAUAGAACUGGAACCGACUCCUUGAUGUUUGGGACACCUCUGCUCGUACAUUCACGACCGUUUGUCCGCAAUAGUUUUCCCAGUUGACCUCAGGGCGGCCCAACUACUAUUCUGCAUCCUUCAAAUGACUUCCAUCGAGUUUCUACAUUUUCUUUUCCCUCUCAGUAUCUUUUCCUCUCAUUAAAGAAUAGGAUAAUGAGACACUUCCCUCGGGGCGUUCUCACCCAGUGUGUUUUGAAAAGGACAGAAAGACACAAAGACAGGAUGCAAGACAGUGAGAAAGCAUUCAUUACAGCACGCAGAAGAAACACGCUGCUGGAGUUUUCCUCACAGAACACAUUUGGUUCUUAUUUUAAUGUUUGUCGCAGGAUUUUAUGAAGUCCUACCAAAAUAGUGGUUUUGUACUGAUCAAGUGUAUAUAUGCAGCAUAUUCAACAAAUGUUAUUUAAAGAAUUUUGAACACAUUCCAAAUCAUUUUCUGUCUUCCCGUUUAUCUCGAUGAUUUCUUUGACAUUCUGGGAUUUAUUUUAUAUUUUUGUCUUUGUCUUUAUACACCCUGUCCACUUCUCUAGCAUUCUGUAGCUCAGAAUAGCAAAAGUAGAAAAGGUUCUUUUUAAAAAGUAAAUUGAAUUAACAUGUUUUACUUUUAAAUAACUUGAAUUUAAAAAAGUAAAAGUAAAAGUGUGGUAUGCAUUAGUCUUUGCAUGCUUGAUAGGUUUUUAUAUAUAAAUUCACUAAUUGUAGUAGAAUUAAAGUAUUACAUUUCGUAAGCAUUUUAUUUUGUUGGCGUCCAAUUACAGAUGUGUUUUAUAGUUUUGAAUAAAAUCUUGAUUGAAAUCAAGUUUUGCAUUUUACAAGGACUUUACAUUUGGAAUGUGUCCUAGCUGAGCUGAAAUAAAAGCUCCUGCCAACUUACAUUUUGUACACAACAGUUUUCUGAAUUUAUUUUGUGACACUGAUAGUAAAAAGAAAAAAAACUCCCCA
Molecule: messenger RNA, 4899 nt
Organism: Dicentrarchus labrax (European seabass)
Lineage: Eukaryota; Metazoa; Chordata; Actinopteri; Moronidae
Gene: robo4
Product: roundabout, axon guidance receptor, homolog 4 (Drosophila)
Exons: 19
Coding region: 310-3729 (1139 amino acids)
Biological process (GO): cell-cell adhesion; axon guidance
Cellular component (GO): plasma membrane; axon
Molecular function (GO): protein binding
Source: RefSeq, a predicted model, not a curated record